AUGCACAAUGUGAUCAAUGAGCGACGAGUGAUUUUCACGAUUUUCUCGCUAAUUUUCUUUUGCUUACCAAGAUGCGCCACUCACCUCUUGCAUCCAACCAUUCGACAGGCGACUGCGGAAGACCUCGACGAAGAUUAUCUCACUUUUGAAAUGACUCUUCCACCAACAACAGCAUGGCCAAAAUUUCGGCCAGAAAUGAGAAAUCUCGAGUUCUCGGCGCUUUCAGAGGAGAGUCUGAAGAGGUCGGAUGGGGGUGAGAAAAGGAGCCUCUUCAGUUCGGCGCUCAGCCCAUGCGCGGUGCCACAACCGGGUGAUGGAGAGUUCGAGGAUUUCUGUCAAAUGCAAUACCAUCAAUCACAAGCCGUUUGCGAUCCGGGGAGUCUUUUAUCGCGAACGGAGAGCGAGUUAUUGGAUUCACGAAUCGAAGCGAUGAAUAUGAGUGGAUGUAUAUGUAAAAACUGUGCCGACAAUGGGAAACCGACGGUGGCUGUCGUUGUCGUUUCGUUGGCUGAUUGGAAUGGUUUCCAAAAAUGUCUCCCCACCGGCCUCACCUCACCGGGAAAUCCGAUCGCGAAACCCUCGGCCGCUUUCAUCUUUUCAAAUAUUCUUGCUGAUCAUUGGGCACAAAGCUGUCGACCCGACUUGUUCCUGGUUUACAUUGAACGAUGGACCGCGGAGCCCACGCAUCGACCAUAUCUCAUUCCUAUCUAUCAAAACGACUUCCAUCGCCUUGCCUCCAGAGCUCGGCCGGUUCUCGUGCGUGCCACAAAUCAACUCCUCGACGAAACGACGAAAGCGCUCAUUAACUCAAGAAAUCUGAUGAAUAGUGGAGUGCAUCAAUUCCAACUGCGAGCCACAAUCCCAUCAUGGGCCGUCUCGUUGACUCUUGCACUUGUCGGUUUCAUGUGUGUUGCGAUCUAUGUCGCAAAUUAUAUAACAACAAAAAUCGGGAGACAAAGGGUGCGAAAGAAGAGUUCGGUGAGCUCGGUUCGAUCGCAUCGUUUACGACCGGGAGUCGGUGGUGGAUUAAUGAUGACCGAAAAUCGUUUGGUGACCCCGGUGCGCAAGAGCACGAUGAUGUUCCGCUCGUUCAACAAAAGUCGAUACGCGGCGAUACCCACCGCGAAUCGGAUA
Molecule: messenger RNA, 1134 nt
Organism: Mesorhabditis belari
Lineage: Eukaryota; Metazoa; Nematoda; Chromadorea; Rhabditida; Rhabditidae
Source: the annotation of a GenBank genome assembly